AUGGCACUGGCAGUGACAGUGGCCCUGGCGCUGCUGGCUGCCCUGGCCCCAGGGCAGGACGCGCUGCUGAACGUCUGCCUGGAUGCCAAGCACCACAAACGGGAGCCGGGCCCCGAGGGGCGGCUCUACGGGCAGUGCUCCCCCUGGAAGGACAACGCCUGCUGCACGGCCAACACCAGCGCCGAGGCCCACAGGGACCGGUCCCUGCUCUACAACUUCAACUGGAGGCACUGCGGGGCCAUGCCGGCCAAGUGCCAGCGCCACUUCAUCCAGGACAGCUGCCUGUACGAGUGCUCCCCCAACCUGGGGCCCUGGAUCGAGCAGGUGGGCAGCAGCUGGCGGAGGGAGAGGAUCCGGAACGUGCCCCUGUGCAGGGAGGACUGCGAGCGGUGGUGGCAGGACUGCGGGGGCGCCAGGACCUGCAAGGAGAACUGGCACCAGGGCUGGAACUGGGCCACGGGCACCAACCGCUGCCCCUGGGGCUCCAUGUGCAGACCCUUCUGGCAGGUGUUCCCCCGGCCCCAGGACCUGUGCGAGAAGAUCUGGUCCGGCUCCUUCAGCUACAGCCCCGAGCGCCGCGGCAGCGGCCGCUGCAUCCAGAUGUGGUUCGACCCCGCCCGGGGCAACCCCAACGCGGCUGUGGCGCGGUUCUACGCGGGGAGAAAGAGAGACCCCCCUGCCCGGGGGGAGGACGGGGCUCCCGGCUCAAACACAGCCCCCCCUGCCCGGGGCUCCCACCCCGGCAGUGGCCAAGCCCUGCGUGCUGGCCCGUGCUGA
Oenanthe melanoleuca is the source of this 777-nucleotide messenger RNA. Its product is annotated as folate receptor gamma-like. Gene Ontology annotation, molecular function: signaling receptor activity. The transcript has 5 exons. Gene Ontology annotation, cellular component: external side of plasma membrane. The record is from RefSeq and is a predicted model, not a curated record. NCBI's taxonomy places the organism in Eukaryota, Metazoa, Chordata, Aves, Passeriformes, Muscicapidae. The coding region runs from base 1 to 777 and encodes 258 amino acids.